UGUGACUGAGACGAGCGCCGUGCAGUGGCGUUAGCUCCAGUUAGCACGAUGAUACAGUGUAACUCGGUAGAAACAGUCAUCUCGUGAUAAACAGUAAACCCUUACGAUACUUUAGAAAACAGAGGAUCCAUAGUUGUGAUGCAUUAAACGGCUUUAAAAAGUGAUAGUGUUGUCUAAGCUAGGCCUCGGCUGUACUGUAACGUUUAACUGCUCUGCAAAUGAAACCAUGGAGAACAACCCAGAAUGUAAACAGUGUUGUUAAACAUAUUUUGGCCUUAAUCUGAUACUUUUGGGGACCUACACAACCGGGAUUCAUGUCGCUUGCUAAACAGUUUGAUCUGGAAUUUCAGAAUGAACGGCGCACAGCAGAAUGACCUGAAAAGACAAAACUUGUUAGAGAGACUUCUUGAUGCAGUUAAACAGUGCCAAAUUCGCUUUGGUGGCAGGAAGGAGAUUGCCUCGGAUUCCGAUAGCAGAGUCAUAUGCCUGUGUGCCCAGUUUGAAGCGGUACUUCAACAUGGCUUGAGGAAAAGUCGCGGUUUAGCCCUCACAGCAGCUGCCAUUAAACAUGCUGCUGGAUUUAGCAGUAAAACUGAAGCAGAGCUGACGUUCUGGUUUUUUGUGAAGGAGCACCUCAACCGGCAUGAGUUGCAGCGUUUCUACUCUCUGCGGAAUAUCACGUCUGAGCAGGGCCGGGGCCGGGCAUGGCUUCGUUGUGCCCUGAACGAACACUCGCUGGAGCGCUACCUUCACAUGCUUCUGGCAGACCAUGCCCGCCUUAGUGCCUUCUAUGAAGACUGGGCUUUUGUCCUAGAUGAGGAGAGAGCCAGUAUGCUGCCCACCAUGGCUGCCGGGCUCAAUUCCAUACUGUUUGCCAUCAACAUCGACAACACGGACCUAAAUGGCCAGGUCCGUGGAGGGCCAUCUGUCUCCCACCUGCUGAAGGAGUCCACACAGGGCAUGAGCAGUUUGUGGAAAGAGUCUACUCAAGGUGUCAGCACUCUUUUGCGUGAAAUCGGUACCGCCACUGCAGUGGUUCCUGGUUUCAUCCCUCGCUCAGAUGCUCCAUCAGACCCUCUGCCUGUCCUGCCCCGCAGCACUUCUGCAGAUUCUGGAUUAAGAAAAGAGCGAAGACGUAAAAAGAAGAUCACAAACAUCAUCUCCUUUGAUGAUGACUUGGACGCGGGUGCAGAAGAUGAGGACGAGGCUGGUGAGGACGUUGUGAGGAGUCUCAGGAAGAGUACGGUGGGUCAUAUGAGUUCUGAGGAGGCUCUGGACCCUCUGGACUCCACCUCUCCUGUUCAUAACGGCCUGAUUGAGUCUGGGAUCGUGAGCUGGGCUGAAACACCCCCGCAGAACGGAGUACUGCCUGAUACCAAGAGCAUUGACAAUGAGGAGGAGGAAGAGGACGAUAUUUAUGGAAAGAGCAGGCCGAAACUGCCAGAAGAGGAUCAUGGGAAUGGGGAGCAGAUGGUUGUUGGGAGUUUAUCCAGUGUUUCCACAUGGAGUCCAAGGCAAAUCAUCACCGACAAUGACAACGACAACUCCCACAUUCUCAUACCUCUGGCCCCCAGCGAGCCCUACACACAACAAGCUGGCAGUUCAGUUGAGAAUGUUGAAUUUCAUGGACAGAAGGAGAGCUCAAGUCCACCAGCUGACGGCGAAAAACAAAGCCAGCUCCAGUUUAGCAUGGAGCCAGACUUGCCAGCACAAACUGUGACCAGUGUUUUGCCGACCCCUGGCCUUCCCGAAUCCAUGACCGUCGCUGAACUGCGGCAAGCCAUUGUGGCCAUGAUGAACAGGAAAGAUGAACUCAAUGAACAGAACAUGUCUCUGCGCAGUCUCCUGGAUGGAGAGAUGGAGCACUCUGCUGGGCUCAGGCAGGAGGUGGACAGCUUGAAGAAGAGACUGGCUGAGCUAGAGGAGAGACAUGCAGCCAAAGUCCAAGCUCUCAUGAGAGAAAAUGAGGUUCUGAAGGUCCAGCUGAAGAAGUAUGUUGGAGCUGUCCAAAUGCUGAAAAGGGAAGGCAGCCAAGGCAGUGAAGCAUUAACCAUUCAAAGGAAUUGUGACAGUCCCCUUCCAGCCCCACAAAAUCGGUCUGUAGCUGAUAUAGAGGAACUGGCUGCCAACUAUGAGCGUAAACUCAUUGAGGUGGCUGAGAUGCACGGAGAGCUGAUAGAGUUUAACGAGAGGCUGUACCGCUCCCUCAUGGCCAAAGACAACCUGAUCGGACAGAUGAGACAGGAACUCAUCGACCUGCGCGGGCCGGUGCCAGGGGACCUGAGCCAGACCUCUGACGAUCCCAGCCUAUCUGACUUCGAGACAACACAACGUGCCCUUGUCAACGUGUGGAUCCCUUCAGUGUUCCUUCAAGGUCGGGCUGCCAACACCUAUCAUGUAUAUCAGGUCUACAUUAGAAUCCUGGACAAUGAGUGGAAUGUGUACCGGCGCUACGCUGAGUUCAGGGCACUGCACAAUUAUCUGCGCCCGCAAUUCCCACAAGUCGACACGUUCAAUUUCCCACCUAAAAAAGCCAUCGGCAACAAGGAUGCCAAGUUUGUCGAGGAGAGAAGGAAACAUCUGCAGUCAUACCUGCGCAUGGUGAUGAAUAAACUGAUCCAGACACUGCCUGAAUUCACUGCCCAGCCAACAAAGGAGACUUUACUGCAUUUACUGCCUUUCUGCCAGGACAGCCCGACGGCUAAUGAGAGUGGAGCCAAAACUGCCCGAUCCAAAGCCUCCAGCCGCUUCCCAAGACUAGGCCGUAACUCUGGCCGAGAAGCCCGGAACCCCGAACCCCAGAGCGGUGACCUUUAACCUUUGAGCGCAAUCCUCAGAGCUCAUCAGUAUGGAUGUACCGAACCAUGGACCUUCUCUUCUAUUAUGGAUGUACACACCGACACCGUUGGGGACUAGCUGGGUCUAUAAGCGCCGAACAAAAUCUGCAAGAAACUGCAGCGUUUAUCGGUUCAGAGGAAGAACUUUUUCAGUUACUAUCGUGCCUAGUGAUUUAUUACACAUGUUGUUUUUGGGAAAAGCCAGGAUGUCAUUUUGACUAACAGCAGCGACAUGAAACUUUUAUGAGACUGCGAUGAGAAUUAUGCGAUUGUCUGGAAAUAAUUUGCACAUCAUCAUAUUAUUUGACUGCCACACAUGGGACUCAAUUUUAUUUUUCUGUUUGUGUACAUUUUGUUCCCAUGCUCUGCUAUGUAUGAGGCUCAAAGUUAGAUGUAAUUGUGUUACGACUGCACUUAUAAUACAUAUAAAAAACAAUCGCUCUCCACCUUCCUGUUCAUAGUAGAUUCAAAAAACGAUUUUACGUCGAUGAAUGUCUGGUAAGGAUGAAAGCGCUAAUCGGAUCUGGGUUCUCUUGCUUCAGAGACCUUGUCUUCUGUCCCUGAAAACCUUUCAUCGGAGGUUUCCAGGGCUGCCAUUAUCCUUUAUGACCUCAAGAGUACUGUUACACACAAAGAUGUGGCGUAUCGUAUUAUCUGGACUGAACAGAAGAGAAUUUCGUAGCAGGGGAACCUCCACCGAACGCGUGAGAGAUAAUUUUUGCCCUAUUUUAACUACAAGCACAAUGAUGAUUGGAAUUUAUUACUAAUAAAUAGUAUUUAUGGUUUUAACAUGUUAUAUUGUAUAUGAAGAUCGUAGAGAGGAACCAUGAUGUGUUUAAGUAAAUUAAUAUUCCGCUAUCAAAUUGAUUGUGAUGUAGAAUUGCCAUCAGAUUCUGUUCGGCUGUAAUGCAUACAGUAGCAGAUCUUUUGUGUGCUUUGCAUAUGUGUCUGUUUGCAAACUUUUGUACUAGUAAGCAACUGUAUAUGAUGGUUUUUUCUUAAACAAAGUAUCUUUCUGUCCCAAAUGUGACAGGAAGUUGCUGUUUUGCAGCCUUAAGAGUACACGAGCUUAAUGAAUACACAAAUAAACACAAGUACCACUGCA
Molecule: messenger RNA, 3942 nt
Organism: Puntigrus tetrazona (Sumatra barb)
Lineage: Eukaryota; Metazoa; Chordata; Actinopteri; Cypriniformes; Cyprinidae
Gene: snx29
Product: sorting nexin 29
Exons: 21
Coding region: 352-2817 (821 amino acids)
Molecular function (GO): phosphatidylinositol binding
Source: RefSeq, a predicted model, not a curated record